AUGGCGAAUAGUGAAAUGUUUGCAGCGCUGCUUCAGCGUUUGAAGGACGAUUGUUUAAACUGUACCAUAUGUACUGAUGAUUUCAAAGAUCCGAUCAUACUGCCUUGUCAUCACAGUUUUUGCAGGAAAUGUCUCGGAGACUCCGUAAGGGGGAAAAUAAUAAACAAUAAAUUCCAGUGCCAGGUCUGUGAUAAACUGACGGAAAUUCCCGUUGAUGGCGUGCAAGGUUUCCCAGUCGAUGAACGGGUCGCAAAUAUGCUGACCAAGAUUGAUGCUCUUUUAAAGGUAGUUCCGUGCAGUAGCUGCGACACUAAGGAGAACGCCAGAUGGAACUGUAAAACAUGUCGUCAAGCGUACUGUAACAGGUGCAUAGAGUUGCAUAAAAAUAUACAAGAUGCAGAGAAACACCAAACAGAGCUCAUUAAUGCCGAAGAUGUGGGUGAAGCUGACCCUGAAAUGACAGAUAGUUUUUACAGGGAAGCUAGACUGACGCAUUACUGCCCAAAACACAAGAAAGAGGAACUUGAUUUAUAUUGCAAAGAUGACAACCUGGUCGUGUGUGGAAAAUGUAUCGCAGUAAAGCAUAGGGAUCAUGAAAUUAUCGACGCCGAAGACAGAGCUACAGAAAUUCGUAAUGAUAUCAGUGACGUUCUAAAAAAAGGUGAAUCGAACUUUAAGCGUCCGCUUGUAGAUUAUAUAGAUUUCAUCGAGAACACUAUGGUGGAAUGUAGGGCAAACCAUGACGAAACGGCGAUUUCAAUUCAUGCAUAUUUUCAAAAGAUCCAGGCCGAAAUUGAUGCCAAGAAAGCCGACUGCUUGCAAAAUUUGAAAAAUAAUUAUGCGUAUCAAGUGGAACUUUUGGAAACAAUAUCAAACGACAUGUCGGGACGAUUGGGUCGGUACAACAAUGAGAGGAGACUUUUGGAAAUACUAAAAUCAGAUACAUCAGAUGUCCAACUGAUUAAAAUGAGGGAUAAACUGAAAGAUACAUUCACCGCAUGGGAGUCCAACGAUUGGCAGCGCCCUUACAAAUCAAUAACCUUCCAAAUUAACGUCUUCGCCAAUGACAAACAGACAUUCGAACAGUACCUGGACAGCGUCUCUUUGGAUGUAGAAGACCAAAAUAAUGACAUCGCUGGAGUGGAUAACGCUGCUAAGGUUGUUGUCGUCAUAGACCAGACAGGCAAAGAGAAGAUGAGACUGGAUCAGCUAGAUUAUCCUUGUGACGUUGUGUUCAAUAUAAACGGAGAUGUUGUGGCGUAUUUUAUGGGUGAUCGAGAACUGAAGGUGUAUAGUGAUACUGGGGUAUUGAAACAUAAGACAUGGCACAAUAGAACUCUUCAUAGUUAUGAAAAAUACGUACAGACUGCUAUGUAUGGACAUAUCCUAGCUAAGACAUCGGGAAACAAGAACAUCCUCUAAUACAGCAGAGACCUGAGUCUGAGUGUCAACACGGAGGUGCUUCGAUGUAACGACCAAAUAGAUGCUUUCACUGUAAACAAAGAUGGCUCUCCAGCUUUGGUGGUACACGGCACUAAAACAUUUAACAUUUACAGAUAGUUUUUUAGCGCAAAUGUCUCUGUUAGGCUUGCACUUGUAAUUUGGUAUUUUAUUGAACAUGAUGAUAUUAGGAUUAAACAUGUAGAGCAGGCGUUUAAGAUCUUGCUUAUUUUUAAAAGUGAUUAACAAAAUAUAUCUUCUAUACCUGAUGUAUAUUUUUUGUUAUAUCUAUACUUGUCAUAUUAAAAAUCAAAAUGGGUUUAGGAGUUCUCAGAACCAACCUACACCAAGACCGAUUCAGCAGCAUGAAUACAUCGAUAAAAAGGCCCUUUCUCUUAAUAUAUCAAAUGUAAAAAUUACAUGAUAGAUCGCGAAGUUGUUUGGAAAGCUUCUAUUGCUUGUUCUUUGACCGAUAUGAGAUUGAUGACUGACCUGCAAAUUGCUUUUAUACCCUUCUAAUCGAGAUCAGUUUGUUUAUUACAAAAAUAUGGUAUAAACACUCGUGUUUUUGUAUGAAAUUUGAACCAUAUUAAAUGUGCG
Owenia fusiformis is the source of this 2040-nucleotide messenger RNA. The record is from the annotation of a GenBank genome assembly. NCBI's taxonomy places the organism in Eukaryota, Metazoa, Annelida, Polychaeta, Sabellida, Oweniidae.